Messenger RNA from Laetiporus sulphureus 93-53, 722 nucleotides. RefSeq lists its product as uncharacterized. Bases 177 to 668 code for a protein of 163 amino acids. The transcript has 5 exons. NCBI's taxonomy places the organism in Eukaryota, Fungi, Basidiomycota, Agaricomycetes, Polyporales, Laetiporaceae. The record is from RefSeq and is a predicted model, not a curated record.
CCUUUCGAAACGUGACAUCGGGGUGAACGUUCCCGCCGUUUUCAACGAGCCAGGCUCUGAAUGCUUGCACAGCCUCUGGCUCGUUCGUUGAAGCCAUCUUCUUUACAGCUUAUUGAAUACUAUAUUGCGCCCACGUAUUAAAAGCCUUCGGUGCACGGAGGAAGCCUGAUUCAAGCAUGCUCAGCUCACCAAAGGGUUUGGGCACAAGCCAACAUAUUAGGCGCCCUCCGCCACAAACACGUUCCAUUACUAGUGUUAGCACAUUCAACGUUCAACGUUCAACGUUCAACAUUCAACUUCAAGACGUGUCGCUCGUUGACUCGCAAUCAAUAUUCAGCGUCCAGCCACGGCAACCACUCACCACUCUCUGUCUCGUUGCGUCAGUCAGACAGUUCAAUUGCACUGAAAACUCUGAACAAAAACCCGGCUCAUUCUUUCACGCCGGUUUCAUCUGCUUUCCCACAUCAUCUGUCUGUGCUGCUAACAUUCUCGAGCUGUCUACCGGCGUACGUGGAAAUCCUUGCACGACGAUAUCGAAGAAAACGACGCCACGGCGACUUCUGGACUCCGAGCGUCGCACCGACCGGGGAGAGCUCAGUUGUUGCUCUACGUACACGACACUUAGCACAACGCUCUUAUCUGGAAAUAUCAGGUACAUGCCAAACUGAUUAGCCAUCCACAUGGGAGCCCGCAGGUAUAAGAGGAACGAAAAUGCAUCGCCG